GUAGAGAACCAGAGGAUGGGGAAUAGUCUUUUUUACUACAUCACGUGAAUGUGGCGCAGUAAUAAUAAUGGCUGCUGUCGGUCAGAUCUGGAGACCGGACCCAGGACGGGGCUUUAAAAAGAAUUAUGGAAUACUCGCCGUAUUGUUUAUGGACCUGGUCUUACAGUGUGUGAACGGGUACCUGAGUUCCCCUCAAGUUGGCCAGGACCCUCCCUACACCAGAGACGCUCAGCAUGGACCUGUCAUCACCAGCCCAGUGAUCCCUGCUCCAGCCUCAGUGUCUCCUACGCACGAAGAGAACUCCAAGUGUCCCAGCGGGGGUUUGUGUACUCGCCUGCCAGCUGAUUGCAUUCAGUGCGAUUACCAGCACAACUGCACCUACGGCAAACCUGCAACCUUCACCUGCAGCCCCAAAAAAGGGGUUCACUGUACAGGAGAGUCAGGACAGCAGCGAACCAACUUCACUCUCUCCAUCACUUGUCAGUUCUGCUGGCAGCUGGACCCAUCGCAGUACCGCUGCUCCAACGCUACCAACUGUAUGACAGUCUCCUGCCCGCGCAGCCGCUAUAACGCCACCUGUGACGUGUUAGACCAUGUGCAUUGUUUAGGUAAAAGACGUUUUCUGAAACGUUUGCUUUGUAACUGGACUGGUGGAUACAAAUGGUCAACAGCGUUGGCACUCAGCAUUACGCUCGGGGGCUUCGGAGCAGAUCGGUUUUAUCUGGGCCAGUGGAGAGAGGGUUUAGGCAAACUCUUCAGUUUCGGAGGUCUGGGCAUUUGGACUCUGAUAGAUGUUCUCCUGAUCGGGGUUGGUUACGUGGGACCAGCUGACGGUUCUCUCUACAUCUGAAGCAAAACUCUGGAGACGCGGCUGGUUUGUGCCCUCUUCCGCUUCACACCGUGUCACUCUCAAAAGAUUGAAGAUCUGAGAUGCUGUGUCCUUAGCAUGUUUGCCUGCCCAAGCUCGCUGUGCAACACGUCCUCAUCCCAUCUGCUAACAGGCAGGAAGUGUUUUCCUUUCACACCAACGAUGACUCUACCCACACAACCAUCAGAUCAAUCCCAAUCACUCUGCGUCCGACUCCUGUUGAGACUGUGCAGAUGGAGCUGUGCAGAGGGAUGACGAGCCAGUAAUUAUGUCUAUCUAUUUGGUUUGACUUAAGUGGUGGUUAGGCUCUGUCAUGCUGAUAGAUAGCUUUAGUUUCCCGUGGAGCAGUGUUUCCACAGAUAUCCUGUCACCUUGGAGCUGUGUAUUGCAUCGAUGGUAAAUGCAUCAAUGUGGGUCAUAUGGUAACCAUGGCUACAGAGCUUUCUGUGGUGACUCUGCAAACAGAAGACAAGGUGAAAGGUAAUUUUUAUUUCCUGAAAUGUGUUUGUAUUUUCUUGCAGAUAUUAUUUAAAUGGUUAGUUUGCAUGUAUUUAAAAUGCACCGACAAAGAAGUCAGCAGUGCAGGCCACGACUGUAAAUACGUUGCCUUAAAGGCUCAGUAAGUCCUACCAAAAGUUCAUAUCAACUCUCAAAUUGAAUGUUCCCUGUUAAAUAAAUAAAUGAAAGCGAACCAAAAGGAUGCAGUAUAAUCGCUGUCAAAUUCUAACAUUGUUUGUAAUAAAAUACUGAAACACUUCCGAUGUGUUGCACUAGCUAAACUGCAACUACAUGUGGUUUCCUGUGUUGGAGAUGUUGGAGAUAUCCUUUGCAUUCAACCGUUAAUUUUCCUCUGUAUUUUUUCUUUACACUGAAAAAAAAAGGAAAAAAAAAUCUUUGUACUGACACUGUAAGAUCUUUGCUCCAGACACGCCACCUUAUGUAAAUAUGUUUUCUGUUCGGUGUCCUCUGUUUCUUGUUUGUUGGGACACACUGUAUGUAAAUGAUGUUUUUUUAAGUCAUGUAAAUAAAAUAGUGAAAUAUAUGUCCUGGA
This is a messenger RNA of Mugil cephalus (flathead mullet), 1919 nucleotides long. RefSeq names its product TM2 domain containing 3 (gene tm2d3). Lineage: Eukaryota; Metazoa; Chordata; Actinopteri; Mugiliformes; Mugilidae. The transcript has 6 exons. Bases 68 to 850 code for a protein of 260 amino acids. The record is from RefSeq and is a predicted model, not a curated record.